Messenger RNA from Xenopus tropicalis (tropical clawed frog), 856 nucleotides. RefSeq lists its product as uncharacterized. NCBI's taxonomy places the organism in Eukaryota, Metazoa, Chordata, Amphibia, Anura, Pipidae. The record is from RefSeq and is a predicted model, not a curated record. The transcript is spliced from 2 exons. The coding region runs from base 146 to 676 and encodes 176 amino acids.
AAUGAUAGUAGAGGGUGGGGCACAGGUGGAGCAGGUAUAUAAGGGGCACACUUUGGCAGUAAGCCAUAUUAUCUUCUCAUUCAAGGCUUGGUGUAUCCAGUUCUAGAAGCAAAUCCAGCUGCAGUGAGUGUGCUGUGCAACAGGAAUGGUCAUUCUCACCAUCCCAAGCCCAGAGCAGGUGCCGGGAGAUGACUCCUUCAUCAAGUCCUCCUUACCUUUAGGUUCGUCUGUUGGAUCCAAGUGCAGCACAGACACAGAGCUGGGAACACCGAUCUACUCAUUAACUGCUUACUGCACAAAGGCUUCAUAUACACCUGACUUGUAUUUACUUUGUGCUCAUCCUACACACAAACCUGCCAUAGCAAUGAGUUAUAAGAGCCACACCCUGAAUGCAGAAGGGACAUGGAUAUGCAGCACUGAUCUACUACAACCUUCUUUGCAUAAGAACAGACCAAGACUUCUACCACAUGGCACCAAAAUGUACAAUUUUAUUCCUCAUAGGACAGAUGGAUUGUGGGAAACCUCAGACUCUCGGCUUCAUGGACCUAAUUCUGCUGACAAAGCCAUAGGAAUUCUCAGUUCUUCAAGGAACAUAAAGAGAAACUUCAGGCUGAAAUAUCUGCACCCCAAGAAGCGUUUGCUACGGGAGUAUUUAUGGAUGCAGCAAGAUUCAUGAUUGUUAACAUUUGCUUGGGGGACUUGAACUUUGCCUUUAUUCUAACUCAAGCUAGAUACUGAGAGUGUCGUCAUUUAUACUUAAAGCUCUUCCAUUAUGACACUGCACAAACCACAUUAGCAUUUGAUCAGUAAAGAUGUUUUUAUUCCUUUUUAAUAAAUUAAUUUAUAGUCUUCAGUA